Molecule: messenger RNA, 1980 nt
Organism: Oppia nitens
Lineage: Eukaryota; Metazoa; Arthropoda; Arachnida; Sarcoptiformes; Oppiidae
Exons: 7
Coding region: 1-1980 (659 amino acids)
Source: RefSeq, a predicted model, not a curated record
AUGGAUAUAACAACAAAAAAUAGACUUUGCAACUUAACUAAAAGUUUAUCAAAAUCAUUUCCACCCAUACUAUACCAUUAUACUACCAGUGCCGGUGCCCAAGGUAUACGACUGGCCGGUCAAAUCAAAAAGUCGGGUUCUAGCGGUGCAUUUGGACCGGGUGUCUACAUGACAUCAAUGGACCCCUUUAGUUUUUUUAGAUCAGAAAUAGUCAAAAACAAUUACGGAUCCACUAGACGGGCUAACUGUGCCGAUUGGGUAGUAUUUAUCUAUACGGAUAAAUUGGACAAAACCAAACUUAAAGCGGUAGACACUCGGGAUAAACAAGAUAUAUAUGUUUAUGACAUGGAUUUUGUUAGUGUAUCGCCCAAUGAUAUACACGACAAACCCCAAUGUUUAAAACUAAAUGUUAAACCACCCUAUACAGUUACCUAUACUAAUGUUCAACAAACUACUAACAUGUUUAUUCAAGAUAAACUGUAUCACUAUGUUUGCACUGAGGAUGCCCGGGCCAUUAGAAACAACCAAAAAAUACUACCGGGUCGUAUAACGGGACAGGCAGCCAAUGGUAUACUACUGUCAUCAAUGGACCCUGGUCAAUUCAAUCGUGAUCAAAUCAAACAGGAUCUAUUUGAUGGCAAUUGUCCAGUAAAUAGUGUAGAUAAUUUAGUUAUAGUAAAUACAAAUCAGCUAGAUAGAAAUUUGUUGCACAUGUUUAUACGUCCAGGUAAAUAUAAUCUAUUUUAUUACGAUACGGCCAUUAGUAUUGCACAAAUAGAUGUUAUGGAUAAACCUAAAUGUCAACAAAAUCAACAUAAUAAUAAUAAUAAUAAUAAUAAUAAUUCACCAAUGUCCAUAAAUUUCAAUAGUACCAAUGAGACAAUACAAUUUAUUGGUGGACAACCCUAUGUUUCAUUGGCUGUUAUCAAUAAUAAUAAACUUAAAAAUCAAUCAAUAAAUGCAUUACCAUUUUAUACGGUAAAUUUUGAUUCAACAAUUAGUACUAUACCUCAACAACAACAACAACUAAACCAAACAACAAUUACAAAUGAUAAACAUGAAAAUAAGUCAAAAAUCUAUUACUAUUAUACCAAUGCUGAUGAGGCACAGGAAAUCAAAUUGAAAAAGAAAAUUAAAUUCAAAAAUUCAAAAAAACAAAAUAACGGAAACGGCCUAUUGUUGACAACAUUGUCGCCAACUGACUACUAUAGGGCCGAAAUAUUGUCUAGACUUUAUGUUACCGAUAGUACCCAUAAAACUAAUUCAAAUCUGGCCGAUUGGUGCAUUCAAAUAGAUGAUAGAAAAUUAAAUAAAAAUAAAUUGAUUGUCGAUCGUCCAGAUAUUUAUUAUUAUAAAGCAAGUAUCGAGGUUAUUAAUAGUUGUGAUGUCAUGGAUAAACCUAAAUGUACAAGAAGUAAUAUUGUUGCAAUGGCAUCACCUCAAUUACCUCUAUCAUCUCUACCUGGUCAAUCUGGCCAAGGAGGUCAAUCAGGUCAAUCAGGUCAAUCAGGUCAAUCUGGCCAAUCAGGUCAAUCAAGUCAACUAGUUCAAUCAGAUCAAUUAGCUCAAUUGUUACAGUACUUUAUAUCAGCACAAUCGGACCAAUCAACUAAAUUAGCCCAAUCAUCACAAUCGGCACAAUCGGCACAAUCGGCACAAUCGACACAAUCGACACAAUCGGCAGUACCUUCAGUAUCGUUGAAUUCAAGAUUUCUAAACGAAUUACAAGCAAAACUAAUAGCAAAUAAAAUACCUAAUAUACUAUACUAUUAUUCAAGCAUUCAAUCGGCAAACUUAAUCAACGAUUCAGGUUAUAUUAGACAAUCAAAAUCAUAUAAUGGCCAUAAACAAGGUGUCUAUCUAACCGAUUUAGAUCCUCAAGAUUAUAGCCCCAAUGAUAUAAUAAAAUUGCACCAAGGUAUACCUGGUCAUAUACUAGAUAAUAGUGCCGAUUGUUUUAUUAGGAUUCAGAAAAUUUAA